This is a messenger RNA of Metarhizium robertsii ARSEF 23, 1338 nucleotides long. RefSeq lists its product as uncharacterized. The coding region runs from base 1 to 1338 and encodes 445 amino acids. The transcript has a single exon. The record is from RefSeq and is a predicted model, not a curated record. NCBI's taxonomy places the organism in Eukaryota, Fungi, Ascomycota, Sordariomycetes, Hypocreales, Clavicipitaceae.
AUGAUACGUUGGUUUAGUGAUCAUCAGUAUACUAGGGAGGACAUUGAUGGCGACGAGAGUAAGGGAGUAGCAGGAUUAAGACAAUUGGUCAAGGACUAUGUCUACUCAUACACGUUUGAAGACCUUGAGGCGAAUAGGACGUUGUUAAUUAAUUCCUUACAGCCAGAAGAUCGUCAGUAUAUCGCGGACAACUGGCAGACGAAGGAGUCUCGAUUUGUCGUCGCCUAUACUAAGCAGUAUACUAACCUUGGAUGUCGAGCAAGUCAGACAGUUGAGUCUCAAAAUAGACUCAUUCAUCAGGUCACACACGGUCAUAUGAGUAUUGCAGCAUCUGCUGCAGGUAUUGCUGAUUGGAAUCGAGACUUCUAUAAUGAGAUGAUGGAAGAAGAGGAUAGAUCCUUGACAGAGAAGGCUGUCGGUGUCGACCGACGCGCAUUCCAACUUCUUACUGGCACAGUCAGCUUAUACGCAAUAUCCUUGAUUGAUCAGCAGUGGGUUAAGCUCAAAAGGCUUAUUGGUGAUGGUGAGGAUAUAGAAUCUAGGCCUUGUCGGUGUGUUAUGCGAGAGCAGUGGCUUCUACCCUGCUAUCAUGAUCUCUGGAAAGCGUAUGAUACAGGAAUACCUCUACCUAGGUCACUGGUUCACCCUAGAUAUUGGCUUGCUGGUCACGUACACAGAUCUCGAGAAUGGGCGCCAUCAUAUGAGUCAAUUACACCGCUCAUUAUCUCACCGAAGCGAGCUAGGGUAGAAAGUGCGCUUCAAAAACUAGUACAGCUACGCGAUGAGUUCGACGGAGAGGAAAGAGAUAAAUUCGAGCAGCAAUUACUUGCCCUGGCUGGUAGAGGUGAAGCAAUUGCUUCUAAUUGUAGGGCAAUUGGAGCUAUUCCAAUAUCUGCGCCGGAAGCACUACCUAAUCGACGAGCAAUUGGUCGACGAGAAGCUACAAGGACCGGACGACUACUUACCGCUUUAGAACAGCAAGAACGCGAUUCACAACGAGUACAACGAGAAGCAAAUGCCCAGUCUCGAGACGAUGUGAUACUAUCACAGCGACAGCCAAGCCAGGGCAGUACUAUCGUCGUGAAUGUCGAUCAGGGCGAUACGCAGCUUACGGUAAUAGUAUCAUCAUCAUCUGGGGCUAAUUCUGAGGCGUCGGAUGAAGAGACUACUGUAGCGCUGCCACAGUCUCAAACUGAAUCCCCAAUUCUACGACCACCAUCAUCUACAGCACCUCCAGCGGUUGCCGGUGAGAUCAGAAGCAAGCGACGACGAGCUCAAAGUGGUUUCUACGCCGCAUUGAUGGAUGACGAUUCGCAGGAGAUGAAGCGAAGGAGAUGA